AUGAAGCCAUUGCUCUUGGUGUUUGCUGCCUGUCUGUUGUGCUGGAAAGAUUGCCCUUGUGCACCUACUUGGAAGGACAGAACUGCUCUCGGUGGAAAUCUGAAGGGUUUGUUGGAGGAGGGGGAGACAGAGGCAGGUGGAGAGCUGAAGAAGGCUUUGAUGGGGAUGAAGCAGAUGAGAAUCGUGAUGGGAAGGAGAGAAGAGGAGCACGGCAGACUCAUGGAAACCUUGAAGAAGUGCAAGGAAGAAAAGCAGGAGGCCCUGAAACUUAUGAAUGAAGUUCAAGAGCAUCUGGAGGAAGAGGAAAGGUUAUGCCAGGCAUCUUCAGCCAACUCCUGGGACCGAUGCCGGUAUUGCCUGCAGAGCAAGUAUGUGAGAUUAUACACAACCCGCAAACCUGGCUGGUCCUCCGUGAAAAGUACGAUGGAGCAGUUUUUCAGGAAGCUGUACCAGUUUCUGUUUCCCCUCCAUGAUGACCAAGAUGACCUCCCUGCCCAUGGAAAGUCCACGGAAGAGGACCCACGGGUGACACAGAUGGAGGGCGUGUUCUGCCAGCUGACUGAAGACGUGAGAAUCCUCUUCAAUAGGAGCCUCUUUGUCUUCAAACAAAUGCAGCAAGAAUUCGACCAGGCUUUUCAGUCCUACUUCAUGUCAGACUCUGACCUCAUGGAGCCUUCCUUUUUUCCAACUUUCUCCAAGAAGCCAAUUCCCAAAGCAGAUCUUGAGCCAAGGUGGGACCUCCCCAAUUUCUUCAGGCUACUUGGUAAUCUCAGUCUCUCUGUUUAUGAAAGAGUCAGCAAAUCAAUCAAAAGCACGCUGGACGCCAUUCAGGAUUCUUCGACACCACACCAAGACUGUCCUGAUGUCCCUGACCUGCACACAGAACUCGAUGAGGCUCUGAGACUGGUCAACCUAUCUAGUCAGCAGUAUGACCAGAUUGUCCGCAUGACCCAGUACCACGUGCAGGACACCUUGCACCUGAUGGAGAAGAUGAAGGCACAGUUUGGCUGGGUGUCUGAACUGGCAAGCAAGAUCCCAGGAGCUGAGAACAUCAGUGACUUAACAAAGGGAGUGCUCAGUGAUCGUGAAGGACAUUCUUUCCAACAAGCUGAAACGAGGGUGGACUCACACAUUUUGCCUUCCCCCAAUUUCACAGUGAAGAUCACUCCUGAUACAAGUGCCGAGAGCUCUAACUUCAUGGACUAUAUGGCAGCCAAAGUUCUAGAGCAUUUUAGGGAGCAUUUUAAGACUUGGUAA
Dipodomys ordii (Ord's kangaroo rat) is the source of this 1257-nucleotide messenger RNA. It is a transcript of the gene Clul1, whose product is annotated as clusterin-like 1 (retinal). The transcript has 6 exons. Bases 1 to 1257 code for a protein of 418 amino acids. NCBI's taxonomy places the organism in Eukaryota, Metazoa, Chordata, Mammalia, Rodentia, Heteromyidae. The record is from RefSeq and is a predicted model, not a curated record.